AUGGCUUCCAGCCCGAUCCGACCAUACACCAUUGCUGUGCCCGACUUCAAACUCCAACGGUUGAAGCAGAAACUCGCCAUCUUCGAUCUCCCAGACGACUUCCCCGAGACUGAACCAUGGACUUGCGGUCCCCCUGUCGCCGAUAUCCAACGUCUGGCCAUGUACUGGGCCAAUGGCUUUGAUUGGCGCAAGGCCGAGGCCACGUUGAACGAGUUGCCCAAUUUCAUGACACAGAUCGAUGUCGACGGCUACGGCACCUACGACAUUCACUUCGUCCAUCAGCAGAGCCAAGUCAAGAACGCUAUCCCGUUACUCUUCGCCCACGGCUGGCCAGGUUGUUUCCUUGAAGUAACGAAAAUUCUACCGCUGCUAGUUGACGGGGGCAAGGACUACCCCGCCUUCCACGUGGUGGCCCCGAGCCACGUCAACUUUGGAUUCUCCAGUCCCAGUCGAAAGGCAAAAUUCAACAUCGACCAACACGCCGAAGUCUGCCACAAGCUAAUGCAGAAACUCGGGUAUAAAGAAUACGUCGUCCAAGGCGGCGACCUUGGCUACGGCGUCGCCCGCUUCAUGGCCAUGAAAUACUCAUCAUCCUGCAAAGCGCACCACAUCAACCUCGCCUCACCCGCGGAACCGAAACCAGACACACACCCCGACCUCUAUGCCAAACUCCAAUCCACACCGCUAACGGACUGGGAAAAAGCCGGGGUCGAACGCACCACCGCAUUCGCCACCUCCGGCAUGGCAUACCACAAUAUCCAAGCCACGAAACCGCAAACGAUCGGCUACGCAGUAACGGCUCACCCCGUGGGGCUUCUGGCUUGGAUCUACGAUAAACUCCACGACUGGACCGACGAGUACCCGUGGACCGACGACGAGAUCUUGACUUGGAUCAGUAUUUACGAAUUCUCGACCGCGGGGCCCUGGGCGGACAUGCGGAUUUACUACGACGAUACGCACAGGGAGCCCGAACCGUGUUUCGCGAAAGCGAGAGAUUAUGUGGAUGUCAAGUUGGGGGUGUCGAGGUUUCCAAAGGAAUUGUUGCUGCAGCCGAAACUUUGGCAUUAUACGAUGGGGCCGGUGGUGUUGAUAAAGGAGCAUGAGAGGGGUGGGCAUUUUGCCGCAUGGGAGGUGCCGGAGUUGUUGGUGGGAGAUAUAAGGGAGAUGUUUGGGAAGGGAGGCGGGGCAUUUGGGUGUGUAGAUGGGAAAAGUGGAUAUGAUAACUACACGUGA
This is a messenger RNA of Rhinocladiella mackenziei CBS 650.93, 1233 nucleotides long. RefSeq lists its product as uncharacterized. Gene Ontology annotation, molecular function: epoxide hydrolase activity. Gene Ontology annotation, biological process: epoxide metabolic process. Lineage: Eukaryota; Fungi; Ascomycota; Eurotiomycetes; Chaetothyriales; Herpotrichiellaceae. Bases 1 to 1233 code for a protein of 410 amino acids. The transcript is spliced from 3 exons. The record is from RefSeq and is a predicted model, not a curated record.